GUGCUGUAUUGUUGUUCUGUAACGAGUAGUAUAGGAACCAUUCCCGUGACUAACCUCCCUGUGGAUUUAGUACCUGACCCGUAACUCUCCAGUUAUAAGUCCAGUUACAACGAUAGUGUUUGUUAUAGUUGUGUGAUAAGCGAAACUCGCAAUCUCGAUGUGGUGACGUAGCGUUGUUCUGGUAUUGUGGUGUCGAGGGUUUAUGUUUGUAGGGGCUCACUGGGUAAAAGUUUUAUGGUCUAGUUGUGAUAGUAAGGGGUUACCAGAAUUCGGCACAUAGAUAGAUAAGACUAGGAGCGGUACUCACAAUCCAGUGUGUGGUGCCGAUGGUGCGCGGAUCCCGGGGCCGCUAAACCGCAGCGCCACGCCAUGGGCCGCUGCGUGCGCGCGCUGCCCACGCUGCUGCUGUCCGUCAACCUGCUGCUCAUGGUGUUCGCGGGGGCGGCGCUGGCGACGGCGGCGCGGCUGAAGUGGGACCCAACGCUGUACGUGGCGCUGCGCGAGGUGUUCCCGCGCGAGUACCGCGUGGUGUGCGCGCUGCUGCCGGCCGCGGCCGCGCUGCUGGUGCUGCUGGCGCACGCGGCGCUGCUGGCGCUGCGCUGCCGGCCGCCGGCGCGGCGCGCGCUUUUGGCGACGUACGCGGCCGGGAGCCUGCUGCUGGUGGCGGGCGAGGUGGGCGCGACGCUGUGGGUGGCGGGGCGCGUGCGCGAGUGGCUCGGGUCGGCGCAGGCGGCGGAACUGGCGCACGCGCUGCGGACGAGCGAGUACCUGGCGCCACUGCUGCAGCACCUCGCCUACUUCCACCCGCUGCCGGAGCGGCUGCGCGACAUCCUGCGCGAGGCGGAGGAGGACGCGCCGCGGAACGCGUUCGCGGGGGGCGGCGCGGCGGCCGCGGUGGUACUGCUGCAGCUGCUGGCGGCGGCGCUGGCGCUGGCGGUGGUCUGCUCGCCGGGGCGUCGCGCCCGCCGCUGGUCGAAGACGCGCGACCCCGACACCGACACCACCACCACCCCGCUCAGCGUGCGUCGAGGGGAGGAGCGGGCGCCGCUUCGCGCGGUGUACAAGCAGGGCCGCCUCGUGCUCGUGUAGCGAGUAGCGGUCACCACCACCACGGACUGGACUCGGGACAUCACUCGCCAGCAAAUACUUUAUUGUUGUGAUAAAAGAUGGAGAAAAUUGUAGUUGGUACAUCUUUAUAGUUAAAAUUAAACUAGGUUAAACUACAGAUUUAUAAAAAAUACAACGUAGUUACUAUCA
This is a messenger RNA of Aricia agestis (brown argus), 1257 nucleotides long. RefSeq lists its product as uncharacterized. The record is from RefSeq and is a predicted model, not a curated record. The transcript has 3 exons. Bases 370 to 1089 code for a protein of 239 amino acids. NCBI's taxonomy places the organism in Eukaryota, Metazoa, Arthropoda, Insecta, Lepidoptera, Lycaenidae.